GCACCGCCACUCAAAUUUCGAACACGAGUUUCUUAAUCCAAACAUUUGAAUUUUUGGAAUCCUUUUGUAGUUCGAAUCGUGAGUUUGUUUUUUGUGCAAUAAAGAGAGAUUUAUUUACUUAAAUAUUUUUACAUUAUUCUUAGAAGUUAUUAACAAAACGCAUUAUGUUAUUCGAUUACAUCGAAUAAGAGAGGAAUGUGAUUAAGUGACUGUAUUGUGGUACAGUGAACACCUGUGGACAUCUGAACCGAUUGUGAUGUGAUACAGGCCUUAGGGCCAAGGAAAAAUGAUGAAAAUGGCUUCUGUUUUGAUGGGCUCGGAUCCGCGCGUGGCGACAUGCCGCGGACGCCUGCAGACACGGCGGUGCCAGCUCAACCAGGAGAUUAACAAGGAGCUUCGUUUGCGUGCUGGUGCCGAGAAUCUCUUCAAAGCGACUACAAACAGGAAACUGCGGGAGACUGUGGCCCUGGAGCUGAGCUUCGUGAACUCCAACCUGCAACUCCUCAAGGAGCAGCUGGCUGAGCUCAAUUCUUCAGUUGAGCUAUACCAGAGCGACAGUAAAGAAGCAGUGAUGCCCAUGAUCCCACUAGGUCUGAAGGAGACGAAAGAGGUGGACUUCCGCGAGCCGUUCAAAGACUUCGUCCUGGAGCACUACAGCGAGGACGCUGCGACGUAUGAGGACGCAAUUUCUGAUUUCAUGGACAUGAGACAGGCGAUACGCACACCGGUGCGAUCGACCGCAGGCGUGGCACUGCUGUUCAAGUACUACAACCAACUGUACUUCAUCGAGCGCCGCUUUUUCCCGCCAGACCGCUCGCUCGGCGUUUACUUCGAGUGGUUCGACUCACUCACAGGAGUCCCAUCGUGCCAGCGAACGGUGGCUUUCGAGAAAGCUUGCGUCCUGUUCAACAUUGCUGGCAUUUACACACAAAUUGGCGCCAAACAGGAGCGAAGCACGUGCGCGGGUCUGGACGGCGCAGUGGACGCGUUGCUUCGAGCCGCUGGCACGCUGCGGUACAUCCACGAGAAUUUCACCAAUGCGCCGUCGGUAGACCUCGCCGCUGACACUCUGUUGGUCCUUGGAGCCCUUAUGACCGCGCAGGCCCGCGAGUGCCUGUUCGAGAAGCUGCAGCUGCAGGCGCGCGACGCGUGCGGCGGCCGCGAGCACGAGCUGCGCGACGACCUGGACAUGUGCCUGGACCUGGCGCAGGAGAGCGCGCAGCUCGCGCACGUGUACCGCCAGCUGUACGAGAAGAUGCAAUCUGAAGGUGUGUUCAACUACGUGCCAUACUCGUGGGUCUCUUUAGUCCACGUCAAGACUGAGUUCUACAAAGCGUUGGCACACCAAUAUUGCGCGACGGGACUCCUGCACGCGUCGUCUGCUGCUCGCGUAAAGGACCGCCUGGCCUCACUGUAUGCGCUCGGAGGGGACCGGAAUGUCGACAAUGGUUUAGCUGGAACAGCCACGUUGAAAGAACAAGAGUUAGACCCCGCGGUGCUGGGCAGAGCGCAUUUAGCAGAAGCUCUGGCGCUUUAUGAAGAGGCUUUAAGACUACAGCGGAUGUGCCGCGAACUACGCGACAAAGAGCCGCUGGCGGCCGUGGUGCGUGCGCACGCGGCGCGGGCGGCCCGCGACCGCGCGGCCCGCGGCGACGAGCCCGACUUCAUGGACCUGCUGGACGCGCCCGCCGUGCAACCAUCGUCAAAAUUCCAACUUGCCCUCACACCACCAGAUUUCGCUCAACACAGAGUAGAAGAUCUCUUCAAAUCGCUAGGACCUAUUGCAAUAUUUUCCGCAAAACGUCACUGGAGCGCACCGCGACUAAUACAACUGCAAAAGCACACAGAUAAGAAAAGAGACAACUCCAGAAAAGACAAAAGGAACGGCAGAAUAGAAGAAUACACAGAACUGAAAAGAACAGAAAAACGAGACAGAUCAGAAGACAAUAGCACAUACUACAACCAAAUUCUCAGAAACGAUGAAUCCAUGGAUGAUUAUGAAAAGAAAAAACUACAUAGAGUCAUGAAACAGAACGGUGUUUAUAUAAAUAGUUACAACAAUAAUAAUAAUUACGAUUACCAUCCAAAGGUUAUAGAUUAUUACAAUGGGAAUGAGAAUGGGUAUGAAUAUAUGAAUGGAAAGAAGAAUGGUCGUAAAAAGGACCCCUUGAGGAGGGCGAGUAGUGAAUAUAAUGUUUCUGCUAAAACUGAUGACGGAUUUGGAUUUUCUGUGAGAGGUGACGCGCCCGUCGUUAUCGCCGCCGUUGAACCUAAUUCGUUGGCUGAUAUCGGUGGCAUGCGCGAAGGCGACUUCAUUAUCAGCAUCGGCGACCGCGACGCGAAGUGGGCAUCGCACGAUGAGGUGGUUCGUCUCAUACAGCAGGCUGGGGACACGCUCACGCUGCGCCUGGCUACGCCGAUGGACAAGAGCUGCGCCAAGCCAUCACCGGACACACCUCGUCAAACAAGCUCUAAUCAAGGAUCGGUCUCGGCCGCGUCGACAGCGUCCAGCGGCUCGACAGCCAUCACAGCCAGCCGCUCAGCGCGCCGCGCGCCUUCAUGGAACCCCUUCCGAAGACACUCCUCUAGGGACAACAGUUCGCAUCGCGGCUCUCACACUAGCAACGUCAUAUUUAGAUAAGCGGCAUCUAGUUGUCAUUUUAUGGCGUUAACUCAUAGUCCCGCCAUUAUUCCAGCGUGUAUUGUGUAAUCAGGAGACAUUACUUCAGAAACUACAGUAAAUUUGGAACUAGCGACGUCUCUCAUAGGUAAGCACCAUCUGUCCGCCAAGCCGUCACGUCAGCUCUUGUAAAUAAGAUCGUCUUUGUACUUAUGAUACCAUUCAUGUUGAUUAUUUGUUUGAGAUGCUAAUGUCAAAGACGCCAUUUUUAAUUAGUUAUAAUAGUCAGUUGAAUUAAAUCGUCAUUUUCUUCCGAUACUUUUCAAAAUAGAGCAAAUAAAAUAUAGUGCGGAACACAGUCAUAAAUUAUUGGUAUGUAUGUAUUAAUUAUUUGUUGCCAGUUUCUUGUAUUUUAUUGUAAUUGUAACAGGAAAAAACACUAUCAGUACUUAUUUUGGUAAUUAAUUAUAGCGCCAUCUAUAUUCUAAUUUUGGAGUUAAUAUUAUAAAAGGCGCCAUUUGUUAUUUAGUUCGCGUAUUAAGUCGUUAUUCUUUUGGAAUUGGCGUUCGAGGUCCGCCAUUCAUUUCGCAGGAAAUUUGGUGUCAAUUAAUCCAUGAGUCCAUGAUAAAUUGGUGCGCAUGUGAAGGCAGUGGCGAACAUUUUCAGAUCCCUUACAUAACCGCCAGGCGCAAAGACGUGUCAGUGUUCAAUGAUCGUAAGGUAUACAAUAAAACAAAAACCAUGAGUAUUAUGAUAGACUGUAAUUCGCUAAAAAGUGUAUUCACACGAGCUGAAUUUUAACUGCUAUUUUGCAGUUUAUACCUUGCAGUCAGCAUGUAGUUGCGCCAACAGCAUCCAAACUACUUUCAGACUGCGUUUGCAGUUAUGAUAUGUGGUAAUUAACACAAUCAGGUAACCCACCAAAAAAAAAAUUUAACUACCUAAUCUGUCUCAUAAUGCAAUUGUUAUGGAAACUAGCUAAUUUGGUAAACAGCUACAAUAAAAACUAUAAACGUAGGUUCCUAAAUAUAUAUAUUAACACUGAUUUAGGGAUCUAUCUUCGGCUAUGAAGAAUCCAAAGUGUUCUUUAUAAUUUAUCUUAAAUUAUAUAUAAUUGUUUUACCUUUGGUCCAAAUGUGUUUUCCACGUAGUAGAGUCUACAGGGUUUUUCUUAUUUUUUAAUAUAACACAGAGAUCAAUGAUCAUAGCAAAUAGUACUUGAGCGCAAAAUUUUGAGAAAUAAUAAUUAAUUACAAACAAUGCGGACAAAAGAUUAGAGGAGAAAAAUAGCGCCACUAUAUAAUUUUCCUGGUGUAUUCCGCAAAACUCUACGUGGUCUAUGGUUUCUUUAAAAAAAAGAUGGAUUUUGGACUUCUCGAUUCAACGAAAACACACUUUAUUUUGUGAUAUGCUACGUGGGCACAUAAAAUCCAUCCGAUUGUCUAACGAAUCUGGGCACUUGAAAAGAUUAAUACCUUGAUGUGGAUUAAUGGAAUUUUCCAGAAAUCCCCGAAGCAUGUUACGCUAUGCGGAUUUCUGGAAUUUAAACUUUUUAUCUUUUUUAUCUAUUGCCUUUAUUGUUAUUAAUAUUCAUUUUUUUUAUCUAAACUGGCACGUCUUUAUGUCACUAAAAGACGUUCACAGUUAAGCAAAAUCAGUGAUUUUCCGUUAAAACAUAUCGAAGUUAGUUAUUUAAAUAUAUAUUUUUAAGUAUGUGUUUGUUAAAAUGAUUAUUAC
Hyposmocoma kahamanoa is the source of this 4357-nucleotide messenger RNA. RefSeq names its product rhophilin-2-B (gene Rhp). Gene Ontology annotation, biological process: signal transduction; negative regulation of stress fiber assembly. Lineage: Eukaryota; Metazoa; Arthropoda; Insecta; Lepidoptera; Cosmopterigidae. Bases 287 to 2641 code for a protein of 784 amino acids. Gene Ontology annotation, molecular function: protein binding. The record is from RefSeq and is a predicted model, not a curated record. The transcript has 16 exons.